Molecule: messenger RNA, 1257 nt
Organism: Aspergillus homomorphus CBS 101889
Lineage: Eukaryota; Fungi; Ascomycota; Eurotiomycetes; Eurotiales; Aspergillaceae
Exons: 5
Coding region: 26-1009 (327 amino acids)
Source: RefSeq, a predicted model, not a curated record
ACCUCAUAUCGGAGAGGAGGGAACGAUGGCCGACCGUAUGAGUGACAACCUGCUAUGGCUAUGCCUAGGCGUCUCGCUGUUCUUCGCCGUUCGCGGGAUCGUCACGGACCUCCGUCAAGUGCGCGAGUUGACGGAAAUUAAGCAUGUUGAAAGGGAAGAUAGGAUGAUUAGUGAAGGCACCGAAGAUGCGCUCAACCUAGACACGUUACAGAAACUCUCCGAGAGUACCAGCCAUGAUCUCCGAGCAGCUGCAUUGCGUAUCAUUGCAGAAAGAUCAACGAGAGGAGAAACUCGAGAUCUGCUUCUGCAAGAUCUUGUGAGCAAAGACAAAUUGCGACGGAAUAAGGCGCUUAAUGCAUUGUACUUUCUUGUUUCCAACCGUGCUCUAUCUCGCACCUCUGCCUGUUCCCGAUUGAAAGACCUUCCCGCUUAUACCGCGUUAAUCAACUGCCUUUGUAAUUUCCUCGACGAACAUACUGAAGAGACGGUAUCGACCGUAUCGCCAAUCCUCCCGAAAACAAGACCCCUGGGUGAGAAGAAAGCGUUAAACAUUCUCAAUAUCGUUUUACGAGAAAAUGUACCGGCCGCACUAGAAGCUGGUAUCGUCAGUCGCUGGCUUGCCAAAUACCCAUUUCCGUGUGCCACCGGAGAACAGCCACGACGCCAGGACGUGGUGAUCUUGAUGAAAACUUGGUGGUCGGAUGAUGCUGUGAUGAGUGCGAUAUUCGGCACCAUAUCUUCACAUGUGGAUGGUGCGAAGCAAUUGCGCAAAUACGGUCUAAUGGGCAGUAUGCUGGAGGAGAAUGAUCAGGAUGACUAUGACAGCGAUGUGUGGAUGGUGGAUGGUGAAGAUACUGCAGGCUCCUGGCGAGUAUCGGGGCCACGAAUUCAACAGAGAACCGCCGAGGAACAAGCUGUGAGAAGGCGCAGGCGAGAGGCAAUGGUCUUGAGUGAAGGAGGUCGUGCUUUCGGCAGUGAGGAUAUCAUACAACUACCAGUGACCGAGUGAUUCAUUGGGGAGAGAUGACAUUCUGGAAUACAGAAUACGGAAGCUGAAAAGGAAUAUACCGCAUGCUCAAGAUAAUCAUGAUACCCUUUGAGAUUCGGAAGGAGUAUGUCGUCACUCCAGUCAGAGACCCAUCCAAGCCGUUUUAGAAACAUGAUCGGCCUUCUUCCGGCUGCUUUUGACCAUCCCGAGCGCCUUCAAUUCCGACAAGGCCCUGUAGAACAAGGCCAUCACUGUCCUUUCAUCACAAC